This is a messenger RNA of Dendroctonus ponderosae (mountain pine beetle), 1532 nucleotides long. RefSeq lists its product as uncharacterized. NCBI's taxonomy places the organism in Eukaryota, Metazoa, Arthropoda, Insecta, Coleoptera, Curculionidae. Bases 1 to 1263 code for a protein of 420 amino acids. The transcript has a single exon. The record is from RefSeq and is a predicted model, not a curated record.
AUGACUAGCCAAAUUGUGACCCGCGAAGACUGCCAAAUUGUAGUGAAAAACCACCUGAAGCGUGAACUUUUCCAAAUCACCGACUACCAAACGGGUCAAUUUUUUGAUGAAGUAAACGGCUUCCUGGGCGAACACCUUUUCCUGACUAUCAACGUGCUGCUAGAGGGCAAAAUCCAAACACUUCGGUUCUUCCUGAAGAAAUUCCCCAGCACACAUCCGUUGCAAAGUGAGUUUCUGAGAUCUAUGAACGGAUGGCAGAGGGAAAUUUACUGUUUCCAAACCUUCCUCCCGACCAUCAAGCAAACCCUUCCAGACUAUCAGCUUGACUUUGUGCCUGAAUGCUUCUUGGGUAAGCCAGACGAUGUGCUAGUGUUUGAAGAUCUGACUUUGCGAAACUACGACUUACCCAGACAGGCCAACUUGAACCUUCUGGACAAUGAACAUAUCUGCCUGGCGCUGGCCAGUUUGGCAAAAUUUCACGCCGGGAGCCUUGCUUAUGAAGAAUAUCAGUCAAAACGGCUGGGAGAACCGUUCAGAUUAUUUACUGGUCAAGAGCAACUGGUCAAAGAGCCAUUGCUCAGACGGGAAAACGGGUUUCUCGGCUACGACUUCUUCAAGGCCGCCAUGAAAGGCCUCAAAGCUCUAAUUGGCAAAGUUCACCCGAAGAAUCAAGUAGCGUUGGAGGAAGUUCAACAGAAGUUUGACACGCUGGCUGCAAAGGCCUUGGCAUUAAUGUGCCCACAAACCACCUUCCGAAACGUGUUGGCCCAUGGGGAUUUAUGGGCCAAAAACGUCAUGUUCCAGUACGAAGGCCACAAACCCAUCAAGGCUGUUUUAGUGGACUUUCAACUAAUCCGCUACCAUGUACCUGCGCACGAUGUCCUAAUGUUCUUGGCCUUAACAACCAACCGCCAAGUGAGGCAAGAAAAGUUCCAUUUCUACCUAAAAUUCUACCACGACGCUUUAGCAAAAGAAUUGGAGCGCGUAAAUAUCGACGCCACUUCAAUAGGAAUGUCUUAUGAACAGUUCCAGAAAUCAGUCAGCUUCAUCAUGCCCGAAAUUAAAAUCCACGGCGCACUGCUGCGACUGCAACAAUGCGGCAACAAGGACUUCUACAAGAAGCUUGUAACCGACAAGGAGGCAUACAAAAACUUCAUUUUCGUGGACAAAGCCCCGUUCGCGUUGGAACUGUUUGAAACUGACGCCAACUUCAGAACGUUGCUGUCUGAAGCUGUGGAGGAAAUCAUCGAAGCUGCCCUUUAAACGCAAGUGAUCAGAGAGGAUUGUUACAGGAUUCUGCAGGAUGAACUUGCAUGCACGGACUACGAGUUGUUGCGGUACGAAGUGCGAAGUACGGGAGCGGAAUCGCAGUUGGAAAUUCACGUGAUUACCAAAGGAGGCAGAAGGCAGUUCAAUUAUUUAUUACCAAGUAGCCACUAGAGUUUACAGGAGAACAAGAAAUACUGUUCAAAUACUCAAUUAAUCAGUCUAAACUAAAAUUAGAAAUUUAUAAUAAAGAUAUCACAAAGCAA